Moneuplotes crassus is the source of this 1575-nucleotide messenger RNA. The record is from the annotation of a GenBank genome assembly. Lineage: Eukaryota; Ciliophora; Spirotrichea; Euplotida; Euplotidae.
UAAAUUCAUAAAAGAAAAUGAAGGUAGGAGGCCGAUACAAAUUAGGCAAAAAGUUAGGAAGUGGUGCUUUUGGAGAAAUUUAUAGGGGUACGAAUAUUAAGACUGGCGAUAAUAUGGCGAUAAAGUUGGAGCCAGUGAAGACAAAGUACCCACAGCUCUAUUAUGAAGCGAAGCUAUAUAAAUACCUCAAAGGAACUGAAGGGGUCCCGAAUGUAUAUUACUAUGGCACAGAGGGAGAUUACAAUUGAUUGGUUAUUGAUAUGCUGGGACCUUCUCUUGAAGAUCUUUUUGAUUACUGUAAAAGAAAGUUCUCUCUCAAAACUGUCCUCAUGAUUGGGGACCAUAUGGUCAAAAGACUAGAGAGUCUUCAUAAUAAAUGAUUCUUGCAUAGGGAUAUUAAGCCAGACAACUUCCUCAUGGGGUUGGGAAAACAACAGCAUAUCGUCUUCAUGAUAGAUUUUGGUUUAGCAAAGCGAUACAAAGAUCCAAGAUCAGGAGAACAUAUUGCUUACAGGGAUGGUAAAAGUCUAACAGGAACUGCCCGAUAUGCCAGUGCCAAUACUCACCUCGGAAUAGAGCAAGGAAGAAGGGAUGACCUCGAAUCAGUAGGAUUUGUUCUCAUCUACUUCCUCAAGGGUAAACUCCCUUGGCAAGGCAUUGCAGCCAAAACUAAGAAAAACAAAUAUGAUCGAAUCAAGGAGAAAUAAAAUAUCAACCUCAAUCGAUGAACUUGUUAAGGGUCUUCCAAAAGAGUUUGGCAAAUUUAUGAAUUAUUGAAGAGAUCUCAAAUUUGAAGAAAAGCCAGACUACAUCCUACUCCGAAAAUACUUACAAGACACAGCAGAGAGAAUGAAUUAUGAACAUGAUUAUUACUAUGACUGGAUAGUGAAAAAGAAUAGCAAAAUAAAUGUCCCAAUCCCACCUAAGAUAAAGGCUGAUGAAGAACCGAUAAAGCCAACACAAAUUAUGGAUAUGAAGCCACCUCUGAAUAAUUCGAUCAUGAAUAAGGCUCGUGGGAACUCUGUAGAUGCUCCGAUUAUUAGAAGGGAUACCUACAACAGCUUUAAUAAGCUAAAUGCAGUUUCUAAUUCGUAUAAUAACACAAAAUAUAGUGGCAUAAAUCCUAUCAAUGGCCUGAAGUAUCAAGAAUAUGACCCGAAAAGUAGCCGCAGAGAUCAGCCAACAAACAUGAUGACUACCACAGGAAUGAUGUCUAGUGCUGCUACGAAGGAUAAGAAAUAUGAUGGAAUGGGUACUUCUGGUGUGAACUUCAACGAGAGGAAUUUCCGUAACACUUCAUCAAAUGCUUACAGUGGUUCCUUUGGAGUUCCUGUACUGAAAAAGAACUAUACGAGUGAUCAUUUCAACCAACCUCACAAGCCUUAUCCCUUGAAUAGGGGAUCUUCCCAACAAAUCACAACAGGAAGAGGGCAAGGAGACUUUAACAGUUAUUUCAGAUCAUCAGCUGCAGCUAUGUUUGGAAGUCAUGCAGUAGCAAUGCCUAAGUUUUCAACCAACCAAAUGCGAACCAAAUACUAGCUCUAACUUUUAAUGUUGAUAAAAAUAUUUCCUCAA